This is a messenger RNA of Sycon ciliatum, 2427 nucleotides long. RefSeq names its product L-gulonolactone oxidase-like. The transcript has 7 exons. The record is from RefSeq and is a predicted model, not a curated record. Lineage: Eukaryota; Metazoa; Porifera; Calcarea; Leucosolenida; Sycettidae. Gene Ontology annotation, molecular function: FAD binding; D-arabinono-1,4-lactone oxidase activity. Bases 418 to 1881 code for a protein of 487 amino acids. Gene Ontology annotation, cellular component: membrane.
CCCCCCCCCCCCAUUGUAACGACUUUUUUACGUUACUAUUAAAGUCUUGUGGAAAGACUCUUGUCCGCAAUCCGCAAAGCCGAAGCAAGAGUCGACCAGGCUAGGAUAAUCGUUGCUUCGGCAGUUUGGGGGAGGAUGCGAAAGCCAGAAUGAUCCGCUAGCAAUCAACUUUGUAGUAGGUCUACGUAGCUACUCCAAAAAAUUACUUUAUUAUUAUUAUUAGUGUGACUCAGGACCAAACGAUUGUACGAGUACAAUUCUGGUUUCAAAAAUUUCGGAUUUAUAUCUUGAACAUACGUAUAUACACACAUGUAGUUGAUGUACGUGGUGAUUGGCAGCACGUGUAGCCUGUAGGUUUCCUCUGUUUCUUCUACUCCUGGCCCUGUACUGGUUGCAGCUGCUGUCCAAGGCACGAGAAUGGCAUCCUGCUGGCUGCCAGUUGCGAGUGUGGUCAUUGUGGGCCUGGCUGCCCUGUUUUCUGGCCUUCUGAGCCGCGAUCGCUUUGAUGGAUGUUGUCCUGUGCUGAACUGGGAACAGCGUCAUGCGUUCGAUUCUCCCGUGGUGCUACGUCCAAGCUCACUGGCCGAGGUUGUAGCUGCAGUGAACAUGGCCCGGUUGCAAAGAAAACGCCUGACUAUUGUCGGAUCGGGGCAUUCUUAUUCUAGUAUCGCCGUUCCCAAUCCUGACGUCGGCGGUACUGCUGAUGAUAUGGAGAUGCACAACAAUGGUAGUGUCCUAGUGUGCAUGAGGUGUUACUCCGGACUGGUACGCGUGGACAGUGACAGUCACCUGGUGACAGUGCUGGCUGGCACGUCCCUUGAGCAGCUCAUUUCCAUCUUAGACCAGCACCGUCUGGCACUUGAUGUCAUGCCCACUGUGUUUGAACCGACCAUUGGGGGAAUAGUAGCUGCAGGAUCGCAUGGAUGUGGUACCAAGCACAGCAGUGUGGCAUCAUUGGUCCGAGAAAUUGAACUUGUCACCCCGGACGGAGAGGUGGUGACUGCUAGUCCCGAGAAGAAUCCAGACAUCUUUUACGGCGCAACAGUUGGGCUUGGCUCGCUCGGCGUUCUCACUAAGGUCACUCUACAGACAGGGCCAGCAUACAAUCUGGCUGAGCGAUCAUCAGUUAUGCAUCUCACCGAGCUGGCGGGCAACUUUGAGCAUAUCGUGACUGAGUCGGAGUAUGUCAAGAUCCUCGUCGAGUACCACACGGGGGCAGUACAGAUUAUUUCUAGCAAUCGUACGCAUGAACAGCCCAGGAACAGUCCAACUCGCCUGGAGGCAGACUUCUGGGCGUAUGUCAUUGAAGCAUUUCAGUUUUCCACAAUGCUCUACCCUGCGAUAAUCCCGGCUACAAUGCGCUUUCUCAUACACCACCUGCGUGUGUUCAGCCCCAGCGAGCGUGUUGAAACCUGGUCGAAGGCCCUUUCCAUUCAGCAGUAUAUACCGCUGCACCUUGAAUCAGAGUUUGCUGUCCCGCUGGCACAGACCCCUCAAGCCAUUGAAGCUGUAUACAAGCUUGUGGAUGAGAUUGGGAUUGGCAUCAGUGUGUUCAACGAGGUGCGAUGUGCGUCUGGCGAUAAGUUCUGGCUGAGUAACGGCUACGGUGCAACUCCCCGCUGUCAUGUCACACUGGGCCUAUAUGGCCAAGACAACCGCAAGGCUGAGUACUUUGGCCAGGUCGGCCAACGCCUUAUGGCACUAGGUGCAGAGCCGCGGCCGCACUGGGCAAAGUUCUACACGCUCACUGAGCGCCAACUCAGCACCCUGUAUCCCAAAUGGGGCGACUUUGUUGCACUCAAACGCAAGCUGGACCCAAAUGCAAUGUUCUGCAAUGCCUAUCUUCAGCAAGUCUUCAGCGAAUCUAAGGUUUGCGGCUAGUGCUAGAGUUUGACCGUAGCCGGACGUUUUAAAUGAGAUUGCAAAAUUCAGCAGAUUUUUACGAGGAGUUUCUCACUCAUAGAAUAGUAAAGCAAUCGAGACUAGAUCACCCGUCUAUUUUUGCAUACGGUAAUAUAUUUUCUGACAUUUAUCAUAAAUUCCAGCACAUGUCAUGCUGCAGUUGCCUUGCACAUGUAACCAUGGUAACCCUCCUGCUGCUGCUGAUAUAUACUAUACUGGUUGCAGACUUCUUUUCCAAGUAGUUUUCUAGGGAUUGAAAGGUUGCCAAGUUAUUUUACUUUAAUAACUAAUUUUGUUCAUGAUAGCGAUGACAACUGUGCAUGAAUGGUGUCGGCGUGAUCGCUUGGAUCGUCUGAUACUUGAUAGGUGAUCAUUAUUUUCACUGAGCAUCUCCAUGAUCAUGGUUGUUAGUGUCUGAGAUUAUUUUUCCAAUUUCCAAUUUUAUUAACCCUUUCAUGAUAAUGCCCAACAGUUCUGUCCGCAGAUUGAUGGAGUAAUACCAAGACUAUUAUAACCACAAGACUA